Messenger RNA from Protobothrops mucrosquamatus (brown spotted pit viper), 1038 nucleotides. Its product is annotated as intestinal-type alkaline phosphatase-like. Gene Ontology annotation, molecular function: alkaline phosphatase activity. Gene Ontology annotation, biological process: dephosphorylation. The transcript is spliced from 8 exons. Bases 1 to 1038 code for a protein of 345 amino acids. NCBI's taxonomy places the organism in Eukaryota, Metazoa, Chordata, Lepidosauria, Squamata, Viperidae. The record is from RefSeq and is a predicted model, not a curated record. Gene Ontology annotation, cellular component: plasma membrane.
AUGGAAGACAAAGUCACGCUGGGAGUGAUCCCAGUGGAAGAAGAGAAACCGUCGUUCUGGAAUGAACUGGCCGAUAAAGCCAUUCGGAAAGCCAGCCGGUUACAAUACCGCAACUAUCAGGCCAAGAACCUCAUCCUCUUCCUGGGAGACGGGAUGGGCGUUCCCACCAUCACGGCCACCCGCAUUCUGAAGGGGCACAUGCAGAAUCCGCCGUCUCCCGAAUCACCGCUAAGUAUGGACUCUUUUCCGUACGUGGCGCUUUCCAAGACCUACAACGUGGACCGGCAAGUGCCCGACAGUGCAGGAACGGCCACUGCCUACCUCUGUGGGGUGAAGGGCAACUACGGCACCAUUGGACUGAGUGCCGCUGCCCGAUAUAAUCAGUGCAACACGACAGCCGGCAAUGAAGUCGUAUCGGUCCUGAAGCGGGCUCAGCUGGCUGGAAAGUCCGUGGGGAUUGUGACCACCACACGAGUCCAGCACGCCUCCCCGGCGGGGAAUUAUGCCCACGUGGUGAACCGGAACUGGUAUAGCGACGCCAGCCUGCCCCAGUCGGCACUGGCGGGGGGCUGCAAGGACAUCGCCCUGCAACUCCUCGAAAACGUGGACCUCACGGGCAACAAGUACGUUUGGAAUCGAAUUGACCUCUUGCAAGCCGUCAGUGACCCGAAAGUUCGCCGUCUUAUGGGCCUCUUUGAACCUUCAGACAUGAAAUACGAGCUUUACCGAGACAACAGCACUGACCCAUCGCUGGCCGAGAUGACCGAAGUGGCCAUCAAACUCCUCAGUUCCAACCCAAAAGGCUUCUAUCUCUUUGUGGAAGGAGGCAGAAUAGACCACGGACACCACGACGGUAUUGCGAAGCGAGCCCUGACGGAGGCUAUCGAGUUUGACAAAGCCAUCGAACGAGCCGGGGAGUUGACGAGGGAAGAGGACACGUUGACCGCCGUGACCGCCGACCACUCUCACGUCUUCAGCUUUGGAGGCUACACCCUCCGGGGAACCUCCAUUUUUGGUAUAGCAAAUACCGUGGUGUGA